AACAUUGGAGUUAACGCUCAAAUUAUCUGUCUUCCUACUCGUGCAGGUACUCUAACACGCGCCCAGUGGCGUAUUUGAAUUGACAGUAAUGGACAGGCAGUAUUUCGAGAACGCUAAAAGUUCAAAUUGUGGCAUUGUGACGCAUUAUGUGAUUCCUCAGAGUGGAUACAAUGAAUAACAUGUCCCCCGAGGUUGCACUGAACCGGAUCGCACCUGAAUUGCGGCCGUUGCUGUGCAGCGUGGUGCGGAACGGCCGUGUGGGACUGGACUCCACCAGCUGUCUCCGUGUCACAGACCUCAAAACUGGAUGCACAUCUCUGACCCCUGGUCCCUGUUGUGAUCGCUUCAAACUUCACAUCCCCUAUGCUGGAGAAACCCUAAAAUGGGACAUCAUAUUCAACGCUCACUAUCCAGAAUUGCCUCCAGAUUUUAUUUUUGGAGAAGAUGCAGAGUUUCUCCCUGAACCCUCUGAACUACCGCACUUGGUCGAGUGGGAUGCAGGAGACCCUGAGUGUUUGCUCCAGCUGGUCAAGGAGCUUAUCCAGCAGUACCACAGCUACCAGUGCCAGCGUCUGCGCGAUAGCUCCAGGCUCCUCUUCGAGUAUGACAGUCUGCUGGAGGAUCCCAACUACGGCCGCAACAUGGAGAUUUAUGCCGGACGCAAGAACAGCUGGACGGGAGAGUUCUCAGCCCGUUUCCUUCUUAAACUCCCUGUGGACUUCAGCAACAUCCCGGUCUAUCUCCUGAAGGACACAACUCUGGACCCUGGAGAGGAUGUGGCCCUUCUCUCUGUGAGCUUCGAGGACGCUGAGGCCACCCAAGUGUUUCCUAAACUCUACCUUUCCCCCAGCAUUGAACAUGCUCUGGGAGGCUCCUCUGCACUUCAUAUCCCAGCAUUCCCCAGUGGAGGAUGCCUAAUUGACUAUGUCCCUCAAGUGUGCCAGUUACUCACCAACAAGGUGCAGUAUGUCAUCCAAGGCUAUCACAAGAGGAGAGAGUACAUCGCCGCCUUCCUCAGCCACUUUGGAAUGGGGGUGGUGGAGUAUGACGCCGAGGGAUUCACAAAGCUCACCCUUCUGCUCAUGUGGAAAGACUUCUGCUUCCUAGUGCACGUGGAUCUCCCCCUGUACUUCCCCAGGGACCAGCCCACCCUCACCUUCCAGUCCGUGUACCACUUCACCAGCAGCGGUCAGCUGUAUUCUCAGGUGCAGAAGUCGUAUCCAUACAGCCCGCGCUGGGACGGCAACGAGAUGGCCAAGAGGGCAAAGGCGUACUUCAAGAGCUUCAUCCCGCAAUUCCAAGAGGGAGCCUUUGCCAACGGGAAGCUGUAGCGCUCUCUAGCUUAAUCACCUGCCUGGAGAGUUGCCUCCCUUUGUGUGUGAGUGUGUGAGUGUGUGUGUGUGUGUGUGUCUGUGUGUGUGUGUGUGUGUGUGUGUGUGUGUGUGUGUGUGUGUCUAUGUGUGUGUGUGUGUGUGUGUGUGUGUGUGAGUGUUUUUGUGAGAGAGAGAGAGAGAGAGAGUGUGUAUUUGUGCAUGCCAUUGUGUACCUGCACAUGAGUAUGCACGGGCUAACAGUACAGUGAGAGUGACGUGUGUUAUUUGCACACAGACGCUGCAAAUUCCACGUUGUGAGAGAAGCCACUUUGCUGAAGACGCCUAGUCGUCAUGGCUAUUAACUAUAACGUUUGCCGGCACAGUAAAGGACAUUUAUUUUGAAAAGAUACUCCAGCAUGGGCUCACCAUACUCCCCACAGAGGUGCCAUGCUGUGAACACGUAUUUGUUUAUUCAGUAUGUUAACAAGAUGUAAACUAUGAACUACACAAAGAGCUGUAAUGAGGUUGCAAAUCAUCAUUGUUCGCUGUUCGUUCACAAGACUGUCAAGUUCGGUUCCAGCGUUGACUUGUGUUAAAAUGCUGUAUGUUUGAAGCCUGUACUAUUGUUGUUGAUGUUGGCAAUACUGUUUGUUCAAAUUUCCUAUCCAGUAAAUAAUUGUGUCUACUCGGA
Molecule: messenger RNA, 2004 nt
Organism: Scophthalmus maximus (turbot)
Lineage: Eukaryota; Metazoa; Chordata; Actinopteri; Pleuronectiformes; Scophthalmidae
Gene: babam2
Product: BRISC and BRCA1 A complex member 2
Exons: 12
Coding region: 171-1331 (386 amino acids)
Biological process (GO): double-strand break repair
Cellular component (GO): BRCA1-A complex; BRISC complex
Source: RefSeq, a predicted model, not a curated record